AUGUCGGAUCAGGAAAUCUCCCAGUCUGAGCAACCACCUUUCCAGCCCAGCACCUCAGGUCACCUGCAGGUGGUGGUAGAUGAUGAGGUCUCAGGUCCAUCAGUACCCAGGACAUCAUCUGGCCUUAUGUCUGACACUGCUGGCCAAAAGAGAAAGAGGGAAUCCUCCACUGAGUCUGACGAGGAGCUGGAGGAGCUGGAUAGUGAGCUAAAUCACCCCUGGGAUGUCAAUUCACUGUGUGGUCUCAAAAUGAAACUCAAAAAACGGCGAAUGGACUUGGUGCUACCAGAAUACCAUGAAGUUUUUAAGAGACUACUAGAGGAUCCUGUUGUCAAAAGAUUCCUGGCCUGGGACAAGAACCUGAGGGUUUCUGACAAGUACCUCCUGUCUAUGGUGAUAGCUUAUUUUAGCCGGGCUGGCCUCUUCUCCUGGCAGUACCAACGAAUCCACUUCUUCCUGGCCCUAUACCUGGCCAAUGACAUGGAGGAGGACAACCAGGCUCCUAAACAAGACAUCUUUUACUUCCUCUAUGGGCAGAGCUAUGCCCUGCGUCCCUUGUUCCACAAACUGCGCUAUCAAUUCAUCUGCUCCAUGGGCUGGAACACUUGGGUUUCCUUGGAGGAGUGUGAGGAGAUUCAAGCUUAUGAUCCGAAGCUCUGGGUGUGGGGCCGAGAUCGCACCCUCAUUCCCUAG
This is a messenger RNA of Sciurus carolinensis (gray squirrel), 693 nucleotides long. Its product is annotated as speedy protein E4-like. Lineage: Eukaryota; Metazoa; Chordata; Mammalia; Rodentia; Sciuridae. The record is from RefSeq and is a predicted model, not a curated record. The transcript is spliced from 6 exons. Gene Ontology annotation, molecular function: protein kinase binding. Gene Ontology annotation, biological process: positive regulation of cyclin-dependent protein serine/threonine kinase activity. Bases 1 to 693 code for a protein of 230 amino acids.